This is a messenger RNA of Ctenopharyngodon idella (grass carp), 3929 nucleotides long. RefSeq names its product Na(+)/H(+) exchange regulatory cofactor NHE-RF2 (gene nherf2). The record is from RefSeq and is a predicted model, not a curated record. The coding region runs from base 735 to 2246 and encodes 503 amino acids. Gene Ontology annotation, cellular component: apical plasma membrane. The transcript has 8 exons. NCBI's taxonomy places the organism in Eukaryota, Metazoa, Chordata, Actinopteri, Cypriniformes, Xenocyprididae. Gene Ontology annotation, biological process: protein localization to plasma membrane. Gene Ontology annotation, molecular function: signaling receptor binding; protein-membrane adaptor activity.
GCGUGGGCGAGCUGGCCUGUUUUAAAUGCCGUGGGUGAUAAAUGAACCUUAUAGCCUACAGUAGUUGAUCAUCACUGCUCCAGUUUUCUCUCAUCCUCUUCCACCUGUUCCGUUCUCACGCUCGCACACUGAUGCCUCAGAGACUCAUUUGGACUAUUAUUGAUUGAUUGGAGUAUUUCGGAAGAAGAAUAUGCAUCGUUUUAUCAGAGGGAACGCUUGUGGGAUGCGUGACUGACGGAAGCUGGGCUGGAGGAACGUCUCCUGACAAACUUAAUGGACUGUUAGUGUGAUGAAGAGAGUCAUUUUCUGGACGACACACUCGAGUAAAGAUCUGUUUUUCCAACACAAAUUGAAGUAAACAUCUUUUUUUUAACGCGGGAUUUAUUCAGACGAACGGAGGACACGGUUUUACGCACGGAACGGUUUUAGCGCUCAAGUUUGCGGUUGGAUUAAAGUGAUAUUUUAUUUGUUUUGUUUAGUUUUUAUUGUAUUUUGUUACUUUUUUAUAUAUAUUUUUUAAUAUGAAUAUAUAGUAUUUUUUAUUUUUAAAAUUGAAUCAGUAAGAAUAUAUAUAUAUUAUUUCGCACCGUUUGGAUGUUAUUGUAUUUAGUUUAUUCUCUUAAUAUCAAAUGACUCCUGCAGACUCAGCAUGUGGAAUAGUGCAUCCUUUAAAACUUAACAUAUUAUAGAGGAGGCAAUAUUCAUGUUGUGACUGAACACGACUGCAGUUGGAUAUGGCGAAUACUCUGGAGAGAGAGAUUCUGGAGCGGGAGCUCCGUCCACGGCUGUGUUAUUUGACUAAAGGAGAUCGUGGGUACGGAUUUCAUCUGCACGGCGAGCGCAACCGAGGAGCGCAAUACAUCCGCAAGAUCGAGCCGGGCUCCCCCGCUGACCUGUCCGGUCUCAGAUCCGGCGACCGGGUGGUGGAGGUGAACGGAGAGAACGUGGAGGGAGAGACGCAUCACCAGGUUGUUCAGAGGAUCCUGGAGGUAGAGCACCGCACCAGGCUGCUGGUGGUGGACCGGGUCACAGAAGAGUUCCUAAAGUUUCACGGUCUGCCGUGUACAGAGGAUAGAGCGAUUGAGAUGGGCUCUCUGUCUGCUCGCUCCUCUGCGGCGUCCUCUCCUCGCGCCUCUCCGCGACACCCCGCCACGCCUCCCUACAGCAGACAGAGCUCAGAGGGCAUUUUCAUUAAUAAGAGUCCCAGCAGCACUGGAGGAGUGAUGAACGGCUCUCCGCUCUACAGAGCUCAUGCCCGUCUGGCGUCGCCUGUGCUCCGGUCUCCGACGUCCCCCUGUGAACCCAAGACUGAACUGGAGCCUGAACCCUUCACCGAACUCUUCACCGAACUCACCAUCGAAUCCAGCGUCACACCCGAGAUUGAACCCGUCUGUGACCUCAGCACUGACCUCAGCACAGCACAGACCAACACACAGGAGGAGGCGUCAUCGGAGGCGGACGUCGUAACAAAGGACUUGCGUCCCCGCCUGUGUCACAUGACCCUAGGCGAGCAGGGCUACGGCUUCAACCUGCACUGCAAAAAGUCCCGCGUGGGUCAGUUCAUCCGCUCGGUGGACCCCGACUCUCCAGCGGAGCACGCGGGACUGAGGCCAAAAGACCGGCUCAUCGAGGUGAACGACACAAGUAUUGAGGGUCUGCGUCACGCUGAGGUGGUGGAGUUGAUCCGGGCCGGCGGCAGAGAGACCCGUCUGCUGGUGGUCGAUCCGGAGACAGACGAGCUCUUUAAUCGGCUGGGAAUCGUGCCCACAUCUACUCAUCUGAAAGAGGACUGUGUGGACGGACCGAUCAUAGAGGGUCCCGAGACGACGUGUCCGACCACAGACAGCCCUGUCUCUGCUUCACCCGUCCCAGAAGCCCCCAGGAUCUCUCCACCAAUCAUCAACAUCACACUGACAGAUCCACCAAUCACAAACGGCUCUCCGAGACACCAGAGUCAGAGGAGCUCGUCUUCUCGAUCCACUUUAUCAGAGACGAGCGCUGAACUCAGCAGCUUUGACACCAGCAACAGGCUCACAGAUUCUGACCAUCAGUCCAGCGAUGAUGCCCGCAAACCGAACCAAGAUGUGAAAUCUGAGGAGCGGCGGCUAGAUCCCUUCUGGGAGAGCGGUCUGGAUCUGAGUCUGACCGCGGCGGAGGCCAAGCAGAAAGCCCGGGCCAAACGGGCCAAUAAGAGAGCGCCCCCUAUGGACUGGAGCAAGAAACAGCAAAUCUUCAGCAACUUCUGAGGAGCGCAAACACUUCUGAAAGUUCAAACGCCACCAACACACAGACCAGAUCAAAGACAUGCAUCUUAGACCAGAUUAGAUCAGCCUCCUGAAAUGAGUGAGAUUGUUCAUCUUUUAUGAACGAAUGAGAGAAAAGGUUUGAGUUUGGAUUCAGACCGAUUUGUGUUUUAUGUGCAGAUCUGAAAGUAUGUUUUGGACAUCAUGCUCUGUGUUUAACUGAGCUUAACUUGGCAUUUUAGUAAGUGUUUAACAUUUAGCCAGUUUAUUAUUAUUCAGAUAAUAAUGCACAAGUUCCCUUCUGACAGUCACAUUGAGAACUGCCAUCGCAAUUCUACUCAACAGCUGUUUCUACACUGAGGAAAUGAGGAAGGAAUGAAAGGAGAGUGAGAAAACUUAACCAGAAACCGCAAGAAGGAAGGACAAACUGAAGGCAAUGUGAAAAGAAAGUGUCAUUGCGAUAGUGAAAGUGAACAAAAGAUGAACUCUAACUGUAGACUGAACAUUGAGCUGGGAAGUCAAAGGUUGCAGAAGAAAGUUUUGAUCCAGCACCAUCAGAGAAUAAGAACAGUAAGUUGUGUUGGAAGGAUGAUAAGAAGAAACAACUGUAGACGAGAAGGUCAAAGUCCCUUUUAAGACAAGUCAUUUCACUCGGCGGCCAUCUUUGAAACGCCUCUCGGGCAUUCAAGUGCAGCUCCUAUCUCUUUGAAUGGGGAAACAUCAAAUUCUCCAAAGCUGUUUGCCAAGCUUUCGAUUAAAUUUCGUAUUUGAAAUCACCAAUGAAAUCUGACAACAACUGUCUCAUAAAUUUUGUUUCUAAAAGCUCGAAUCAUGACAAAAAACAGUAUUUUUCAGGCUGGAUCAAGCUAAUGCGCAUGUGCAGACCUAAAUGCGUGUCUCUUGUGUCUCAAUUCGGAGGCGCGCGUCUGACUGUUUCUAUAGGAACCGGAGCUUCUAACGGCCGCUGCAAUGACGCGAUGACUUUACCAAUCGGCGAUUGGAUCUUAUUUUUGAAGGCGGGACUUAUUCCACCAUAUUGCGCGUUGCACUUUCUCCCAUUCAAAACAAUACGAGUGACACGUCUUGUGUUAUUCUAUAGUCUUUGAGAAGGUUCAGUCAGAGAUCUUCACACAACACUAUUGGCAGACGUGACUACAAUUAAAAUCUUUUUCUUCCAGGAAACAGGUCAAAAAUAUCAAUGACAUCUUCCAAUUUUCAUCCAAUCAGAUGCUCUCUAGAAUAAACAUAGUGGCUAAUGGCUGUUUUUAUUUUAUUUUUUUAAAGAAUGAGCUCCUACACUAAAAUAAUAUUUAUUUAUUUGUUUUCUUGUCUUGCUUGUUUAACAUUUCUGUGUGAUAUUGAUGGUUUAUUAUAUCACUCAGAGUAUUUACAGACAUUAUAGUUCACCUGGCUGCCAUUAUCAACUCAUUGUAGAUCAAUAUUAACAUUAACUGUUUUUGACCUCAAUCUUUACAUGAAUUUUAAAGUCAAAAGUGAAUUACUGGCUUUAACAGUGCAUUAACACGAGUACAGGAAUCUAGCUAUAUAACAUAUAAUUAUAUAUUCUUAAAACUUAAAGCAAUACAAUGUAACUGAUUACCUUAUAUUUUCAUCUGAGGCAUGUAUUAUGAUUUUAAGUCAAUUUUGUUUCUUGUUAAUGUAUAUAAAAUGUUCUUAUCACCCUCA